CACCGAUUUAUUCCCUUAGACCGAGCCUGAGCUCACCCGCUGUUGUUUGUGCAACAUAUUGCGAUGUGCCCAACCCCUCCUGCACUCGGCGGCGCCGGUUGGAGUACCUGACGGUCUCCAAACGUCACCGAGCUCCGGUUAUAAAGCCCAGGCGAUAGAGCAUCUCCCCGGCACUGUCUCUCCGAGAAGCGCAUCUUCGAGAAGCGAGCCAUAGGCGGGCAGAAAGAUGUUUUAUUCGGGUAUCCUGACAGAGCCGAGUAGAAAAGAAGUGGAGAUAAGGGAAGCGGCAUCUCUCCGCCAGCAGAGGAGGAUGAAGCAGGCGGUUCAGUUUAUUCACAAGGAUUCUGCAGAUCUCCUCCCUCUGGAUGGGCUGAAGAAGCUGGGGACUUCAAAAGAUACUCAACCACAUAAUAUCCUGCAGAGGCGCCUGAUGGAGACAAAUUUAUCAAAACUACGAAGCAGCCGUGGCAGCUGGACUCCAAAGAGCGAUAUCUCAGCACAGACCAACAAGCUGAAUCAGACCAAACCAAGCAGCUCAGGGAAAGCGGAGGACGAGGAGCUCAUAGUGGUGAGCUGCCAGUGUGCGGGGAAGGAGCUGAAGGCCGUGGUGGACACCGGCUCGCAGCACAACCUCAUGUCAUCUGCCUGCCUGGACAGACUAGGGUUAAAGGAGCAUCUCAAAGCACUCCCCGGCGAAGAUGAGAUGGUUUCAUUGCCGUACAAGGUGAGGGCGAUCGGCCAGAUCGAGUGCCUCGCCCUCACCGUGGGAGCGAUCCCCGUGGAGUGUGCUGCCCUCGUUGUGGAAGACAAUGAGAAACCCUUCUCCUUCGGGCUGCAGACGCUGAAAUCUCUGAAGUGUGUCAUAAACAUGGAGAAGCAACAUCUCGUUCUGGGGAAGACGGACAGGGAAGAAAUCCCGUUUGCGGGCAGUGGCAGCGCCAUGGUGGAAGAGCACAGUUCAGAGGCAUAAAGAGAAAUUGAAACACCGUCCCCACACAAGAGCCUGACAUCAAAGAAAUCCUGUGCAGCUGUUCCAGAUGAAACAGCAGUGCGCUGCUUUGAAAACAUUUAUACUAGGCUACGGCUUGAGUAGAGCUAAAUGAAAUCCUGUUCAGUAGCCAGUAAUUUAGAGAUAUUGUCAUGUCUAUUUAUGGGUUUUGAGAAACAAACGUGUGCUUAUUUUCUGGACUUUUCUAUAUAGUGUCCUCUUUAUUACGAACAGUUGGGAAAACCUUAUAAAUUUCUUGUGAUGAGAAAAAUACUUUUUAUAGCGGCCUCAUAUGAGUAAUUGUAUUUAGCUGUGAUUAGAGGCUAUCAGGAUGAAAUUUUUAUUAAUGAUUUUUCCAGGGGCUAAGCAUUUAUAUUCACUUAAUUGAUAUUGCCACAUUCAAAUGGCCAUUACCAGGAAGUUACUCAGAGUAAAAUAACAAUGCUAAUACCACCUAGGAAUUAUAGCUUAUCCUGUUAGCAUAGUAUUGUUGCCAUGUAAUUAGGGAUGCAACUGCUGGCUUGAUGAGAAAGAGCAAUUACAGAAUUAUUCAUGGGUUACAGGCUUCUCUGCAGUGGUGUGGCAGAAGCACAGAAACGGGGUUUGGGAGGGCUCCCGGGGUGAUCUCCCGCAGCCCCUGGCUCACCGCAGGGUUAGCACCGUCACGGGGGCAGCCCGUCGUGGCUUUGCCUUGCCUGGGCUCCAAGCCCCUGAGGAGGGAUCCUCCGGGCAGGUCUCGGCUGCCUUCCUAGCAGGAAUAGUCAGGAAAAUUAAUCAUCAUAUUGAGCCAAAAAGCAACAAACGAGCACAAAAGUAUGUUGUCCAGAAAGCAGCAGAUACAGAGCAGCAUUGGUAUAUCAGGAACCAAACGGCCCCAAUGCGCCCUCGGUUCUCCCCUGCCGCCAGGACUGGUGCCUCGGCCUGCCCGCCCAGCACCCAGCCUGAAGCACCAGCAGCACCCAGGCUGCAUCCCGGUGUGGGUUAUCGGCUCCACUUGGACUUUAAUGAUGCUGCCAGAAAUGCCAUAUUUUUAUACCUAUUUACAAGCCUCCUGGGAUCUUAAAUACAACAGUAACCUUGAUCACCCUCAGGGCAGGUGGGAGUUCUCACGUGGGGCCAGCUGUGUGCUGCGGGAGCGCUACUCUGGCCACUCUUGCUUAGCAAAAGCCCUUCGGCCUCGGGCAGGCGCAGCUGGGCUGCGGGGUCUCCCACAGGGACCCAUGUGGCCGCUCGUGCGCUUAAGCCUCCCCGCAGACAUUAACGCACCCACUCGCCCAGGCAUCCCGCAGUGCUUAGCAUCAGCCACAAGCAUCGAUGUUGCUGGCAUUCCCACUUAGGAAAUGUCUCCAUAGUCCUGAGCGAGGACCAGUAGCUCUUGUCACCUCGUGGCCAUCGGCUCAGGCCCAGAACCUGUCCUGCGAGCCAGGCUCCUGGCAGCUUUGGCCAGUCUGUGCCCAGUAACGCCAUCUCACGCCUGCCAUGGCAUCUAAGCUGGAGAUUUAUCUCCUUUAGUGGGCUUGAACCUCAAUAUUGGGUAUGACUAGCAAAUCUGAACUAUCUGUAUUUUGAGGUAUUUUCUAUUUUGGUGAUAAGUUUCAGUGCUUUCUCUACAUACAGUAUUUUAUAUAACACAGCUAUAUAUAUAUAUAUAUUAUAUAUUUACAGGGUUGGGCUGCCCAGGGCAGUUCCACCAAUGUGUUGUAGAAAUAUUUCACUAAAUAUGAAAUAUAUUUGAUUAUUUUAUAUGCUAUGAGUUUGGUAUUUUGGUACUUCUUUCUUUCUGUGCUUAUUACUGUGCUAAAUGUCAAAUUAAAUCUAAAUAAAGUUAAAUUGUUAUUGC
Molecule: messenger RNA, 2828 nt
Organism: Grus americana (Whooping crane)
Lineage: Eukaryota; Metazoa; Chordata; Aves; Gruiformes; Gruidae
Gene: NRIP3
Product: nuclear receptor interacting protein 3
Exons: 7
Coding region: 227-970 (247 amino acids)
Biological process (GO): proteolysis
Molecular function (GO): aspartic-type endopeptidase activity
Source: RefSeq, a predicted model, not a curated record